AUUUUUGUAAGAAAUAUUAAAUUCGAUUAUAUUGAGCACACAAAGAGCGAUAAAUUAUCCAGGCAUGUCGAUUCCCAAGAGCAGCGGCUUCAGCAAUAAGGUGAUCACAGUGGUAGCCACUAAUGGUUAUGGAGCAGACACAAUGAGCGAGAUCAGCUAUACGGACACAAAAGUGGUUGGGAACGGCAGCUUCGGGGUGGUCUUCCAGGCCAAGAUAGUGCCCAGCAACGAGCAGGUGGCCAUCAAGAAAGUGCUGCAGGAUCGCCGCUUCAAGAAUCGAGAGCUCCAGAUCAUGCGUAAGCUUCGCCACGACAAUAUCGUGAGCCUCAAGUACUUCUUCUACUCGAGCGGCGAGAAGCGCGACGAGGUGUACCUCAAUCUGGUGAUGGAGUUCAUACCGGACACCCUCUACAAGGUGGAGCGCCAGUACGCCAGGGCCAAGCAGACGCUGCCCGUGAACUACGUGCGGCUCUACAUGUACCAGCUGCUCCGGGGCAUGGCCUACCUGCACAGCAUCGGCUUCUGUCACCGGGACAUCAAGCCGCAGAACAUGCUGCUGGACACGGAGACGGGCAUCCUGAAGCUCUGCGACUUCGGCAGCGCCAAGCAGCUGGUGUCUGGAGAGCCGAACGUUUCGUAUAUCUGCUCGCGCUACUACCGCGCACCGGAGCUGAUCUUCGGGGCCACCGACUACACGACCAAGAUCGACGUCUGGAGUGCUGGCUGUGUCCUGGCUGAGCUGCUGCUCGGACAGCUGAUCUUUCCGGGCGACUCGGGCGUCGACCAGAUCGUGGAGAUCGUCAAGGUGAUGGGCACCCCGACCACGGAGCAGCUGCACGACAUGAAUCCCCACUACAAGCAGUUCAAGCUGCCGCAGCUGAAGCCCCACCCCUGGUCGAAGGUCUUCCGCAUUCGCACCCCCGCCGAGGCCAUCGAUUUGGUGUCGAAGCUGCUGAUUUACACGCCCAAUGCCCGUGCCAGCCCGUUGAUGGGCUGUGCCCAUCCUUUCUUCGACGAACUGCGCCAGGAUCCGUACCAGCUGCUGCCAAAUGGCCGCAGCCUGCCGCCGCUAUUCAAUUUCACCGACUACGAGCGCACCAUCGAGCCGAGUCUCAAUCCUCUGUUGAUCCCCCGAUCGGGGAGUAGCCCGCCGCCCGUCCGCGACAACACGCAUUAUCGCCAUCGUCACACGGCUGGGCAAGAGGCUGGGCCGAAGACCGGGCCAAUAUGCAAGCCUCCCAAGCGAUUGUCUUCCAAGCUGCCCCAGCCGGCUUUGAAGGUGGUCGGUACAGCUCCAGCAUUGAUCCGGCAGGACAUGGGAAACGGCGAUCACGCGGAUGCAGCAGAACAGCAGGACGACUCGGUGGAUACCGAAACACUCGUCGCAUUUGAUGGUACCAUUGCCUAUGAGGGCAAUGACAGCGAUCCAAACGAGGACGGGGUGGACUACGAAGAUGAUGGGGGCCAGUCCAAUACCGCCGCAAGCAACACCUUUAAGGAAACCAAGGAGAAUGAUUCGGAUGAGUCGGAUGAAUCGGAUGAAGACACCCUCGAGGAGCAAUCUGCCGAGAGCGAUGAUGAUUAGGACAUGAAAGAAAAAAAAACGAAUGAUAAUCUAUACUAAUUUCAAGCUAAAGCUUGAACUAAAAUUAUAAUUAAUCGCAACAAUAAAAUUUAUAUGUAUCUU
Messenger RNA from Drosophila persimilis, 1687 nucleotides. Its product is annotated as putative glycogen synthase kinase-3 homolog. The record is from RefSeq and is a predicted model, not a curated record. Gene Ontology annotation, cellular component: cytoplasm. Bases 65 to 1585 code for a protein of 506 amino acids. Gene Ontology annotation, molecular function: ATP binding; protein kinase activity. Lineage: Eukaryota; Metazoa; Arthropoda; Insecta; Diptera; Drosophilidae. Gene Ontology annotation, biological process: protein phosphorylation. The transcript has a single exon.